Messenger RNA from Carassius gibelio (silver crucian carp), 1192 nucleotides. Its product is annotated as transmembrane 4 L6 family member 1. Gene Ontology annotation, cellular component: membrane. NCBI's taxonomy places the organism in Eukaryota, Metazoa, Chordata, Actinopteri, Cypriniformes, Cyprinidae. The transcript has 6 exons. The record is from RefSeq and is a predicted model, not a curated record. The coding region runs from base 260 to 850 and encodes 196 amino acids.
UGUGUGUGUCAGACGUGCUCACACUAACUUUACCUCUCAUCACUUCACAGCUCAUCGCCAACACUCACUAACCUCCACUAACUUCCAGCCUCAACAGAAACUAGAAGAACCGUCUUUCAGUUGUCCUCACUGAAGUCAGCGAGUGGAGAAGAACUGCAGAACUCAGGUGAAGAGUUGUGAUAUCUGUGCUAGGAGCAGUUUGUAGACUGAAUAUGAUCCUGCUGUGAAGAAAAGGACUUUUAAGACACUAGCAGUCAUCAUGUGUACGGGUAAAUGUGCUAAAUGCACCGCAGACCUUCUCUUCCCGCUCGGUCUCUUAGCCGUGGUCGGGAACAUCCUGCUGUUUUUUCCCAACGGUGAGGUGUGGAGGACCGAGGAGAUCACAGAGAAGAUCUGGUUCUUCCCCGGGGUGAUCGGAGCAGGACUGCUGGCGUUUCUGCCGGCGUCCAUCAUGAGGGCCGCAGGACGGGAGGGCAGCUGCUGCGCAAACAGAUGCGGGAUGAUGCUGUCCAUGCUGAUGUCUGUGUUGGGUGUUGCUGGAGCUCUGUACUGUAUGAUCAUCUCUGCCGUCGGUCUGCAGGAUGGCCCUCUGUGUGACACAGGAGACGGGAUCUUCAUCUAUCCCUUCUUCAACAGCACUACAGAAGAGAGUUAUCUGUCUAACCAGACGUCGUGGACGGUGUGUGUGCGGCCGCAGAAUGUGGUCAUGUGGAACGUGGUCCUGUUUUCCAUUCUCUUGAGCAUCGGGACUCUGGAGGCUGUGCUUCUGCUGGCACAGAUAGUGAAUGGACUGAUCGGGUGUCUCUGUGGGACCUGCAUGAACGAGAACCAGCAGACACGGAUGGAAUGAAACCCAAGAGCACACUCCAGCAUGUGGGACCUGUGCAGAGAUAUAUAUGAACACAAUGACAUCCACACAGAUCUGCAGAAACACACGUGUGAAACACACUGAGGUUUCAUAACACACAUAUGAUGAAUAUCAUGUCUAGUUUUUGUGAAUCAUACUCUUGUCUUCUGUAAAUGAAGCCUUUGACAGGUAAUGAAUCUAUAGAAGGUCAAAUCAUCUCAUGGCAAUUCGUAGGUGAUUUUACAUUUUAGUGAAUAUUAGCAAUAUUUCAGACACAUGAUGUUUAAAUAACCCUGUAAUAUUCAACCAUUAAAUAUAAUAAACUUAUUUUCCAUGUUUUGUAAA